UCGCUCCGCGUGAAACAAAGUGUAGUGUCCGCGAGAGCCCGUAGGAAGCGAAAAGAGAAGAGAAGAAGAACCCGGAGAAAGGAGAGAAUGGGGCGGCUGAGUCCACAACAACAGGAGGAAUAAUAACCGAAACCCGCUGAACUCAGACACGCAGAGAGAAGACAGAAGACGGAGAGGAAACUUUUCGCGUGGGGGAAAACUGUUACAGACUCACGGCACGGCCACGCUUUGAAACAUGGAUACACUUUUCUCUGUAUUCCUGGGACUCCUGUUGUCGGCGGUUGGUAACGUCUCCGGACAGAUACCGACAGCUCACAUGGGGCGCGCUGAGAAGGGGAGCUGUACGUUUGAUGAGGGCUUCUCUCAGUGUGAUUACCAGCAAGAUCCCUAUGAUGACUUUGACUGGACGCACAUCAACACCCAGGAAGUGCCAUACGUCUCACCAGACCUGCCACAAGGUUCCUACAUGUAUGUGGACGUCUCUCAGUACGAUGUCGGGGAGAAGGCCAGGUUUCAGCUGCCUGUCAUGAAGGAGAAUGACACUCACUGUAUCGACUUCAACUAUCUCCUCACCAGCCCUGACGGCUCCAGCCCUGGCACCCUCAACGUCCUGGUGAAGGUAAACAAGGGUCCCUUGGCCAACCCUAUAUGGAACGUGACAUCCUACACUGGUAAAGACUGGCUGAGAGCCGAACUCGCCGUCUCCACCUUUUGGCCUAAUGAAUAUCAGGUCAUAUUCGAAGCAGAGGUUUCGGACAGCAAAGCCGGCUUCAUCGCCAUUGACGACAUUCAGGUGCUCAGCUACCCAUGCGAUAAAUCUCCUCAUUUCCUGCGUCUUGGGGACGUGGAGGUGAACGCCGGACAGAACGCCACGUUUCAGUGCAUCGCUACAGGACGAGACACAUCAAACAAUAAGCUCUGGCUACAGAGGAGAAAUGGAGAAGAUAUUCCCGUGGCUCUGACCAAAAACAUCAACCACAGACGUUUCGCCGCCUCCUUCCACCUCAAAGAGGUCACUAAUCAGGAUCAAGAUCUGUACCGCUGCGUCACCCAGUCAGAGCGCGGCUCAGGGGUGUCCAACUUUGCGGGUCUUAUCGUCAGAGAGCCUCCGCACCCCAUCGCCCCACCCCAACUGCUAGGCGUUGGCCCCACAUAUCUGCUCAUUCAGCUGAAUGCUAACUCCAUAUUUGGUGAUGGACCUAUUAUACUGAAAGAGGUUGAGUACCGCAUGACAUCAGGCAGCUGGACGGAGACUCAUGCCGUGAACUCUCCCAACUACAAGUUGUGGCAUCUUGACCCGGACACAGAGUACGAGAUCCGAGUGUUACUGACCAGACCAGGAGAGGGAGGGACAGGCAAACCUGGGCCACCACUCAUUACCCGGACCAAAUGUGCUGAACCUAUGCGGACUCCUAAGAGGCUAAAAAUUGCUGAGACCAGGUCUCGUCUGAUAGCGGUGGAUUGGGAGUCGUUGGGCUACAACAUCACUCGCUGUCACACCUUCAAUGUCACCAUCUGCUACCAUUAUAUGACUGCCAACAACCGCAGCAAAGCUGACUGCUUGGACAUGGACCCUAAAGCACCACGCCAUGUUGUGGCAAACCUGCCACCCUACACCAACGUCAGUCUGAAGAUGAUUCUGACCAAUCCAGAGGGGCGUAAAGAAAGUGACGAGACUAUCAUACAAACUGAUGAAGAUGUUCCAGGCUCAGUUCCCAGUCAGUCACUGAGAGCCACUCCAUUCGAAGACAGAAUUCUUCUUUACUGGAAGGAACCGUCUGAACCCAACGGUGUCAUCAUACAAUAUGAGAUCAGCUACAGUGGGUUGCGUUCAUUCGACCCUUCGGUGCCUCUCCAGCGACCGGGACUCACAGUGUCUUUGCCCUCCAACGCCACCCAUCACCUGUUCUCCCAGCUCCAUCCAGGUGUCACGUAUCAACUCUCUAUACGUGCAUCCACCUCCAAAGGAUUCGGCCCUGCAACGACACUCAAUGUGACCACUAAUAUUUCAGCUCCAACAAUAGAUGAGUAUGAUGGGUCAGAGGCCUUUCUGAAUGAAACUGCAACAACCAUCACUGUCCUGCUCAAACCUGCCCAGGCCAAGGGAGCACCUAUAAGUGCAUACCAGAUUGUAGUUGAGGAAGUAAAUCCUCAGCGGACCCGUCGUCAAGCUUCCUCUGACUGUUACGAGGUCCCAGUUUCCUACCACAGUGCGUCUAGCGGUGGAUCUCCAUAUUAUUAUGCCGCCCAGCUGUCCCCCAGCAACCUGCCAGAGCCACUCCCCUUCACUGUUGGAGAUAACAAGACUUAUCAGGGUUUCUGGAAUCCUCCACUGGCCCCCAGAAAGAACUACAACAUCUACCUUCAAGCUGUUAGCAGCACGGAGAGGGAAACCAAGACACAGUGUCUGAGGCUUGCUACUAAAGGUGCUACAGAGGAGCCAGAAGUCAUCCCUGACCCCGCUAAACAGACAGACCGCGUGGUGAAGAUCGCUGGGAUCAGUGCUGGUGUUCUUGUCUUUAUACUGCUGGUGCUGGUAGCCAUCCUAUUGGUCAAGAAGAGGAGGACCUACUAUUCAUACUCUUAUUACCUGAAACUGGCUAAAAAACGUAAAGACGCCAUCGGAACGACACGGCAGGAAAUGACUCACAUGGUGAAUGCCAUGGAUCGCAGCUAUGCCGACCAGAGCACUCUGCAUGGAGAGGAUCCCAUGGCUGUGACAUUCAUGGACUCUCACAACUACAACAACAGAUAUGAGAACCACAGUGCCUCUGCAGCGGAGAACAGCAGGCUUCUGGACGUUCCUCGGUAUCACUGUGAAGGAACUGAAUCACCCUAUCAGACAGGGCAGCUCCACCCUGCCAUCAGAGUGGCCGACCUUCUGCAGCACAUCAACCUCAUGAAAACAUCUGACAGCUACGGCUUUAAGGAGGAGUAUGAAUUGGUGAUACAGAGCUUCUUCGAGGGGCAGUCGGCAUCCUGGGACGUGGCCAAGAAGGAGCAGAACCGUACUAAGAACCGCUAUGGGAACAUUAUAGCAUAUGACCAUUCAAGGGUUAUUCUCCAGCCCAUAGAGGACGACCCCUCCUCCGACUACAUCAACGCCAACUACAUCGAUGUAAGUGGAAACGCAUCGAAUGCUACUAUUGGCUCCCAACGAAACCAACGAAACCACACUCCCUCGCUCAUUUGGCUGUACAGGGAUGGCUACCAGAGACCAAGUCACUACAUCGCUACUCAGGGUCCUGUUCAUGAGACAGUGUAUGACUUCUGGAGGAUGGUGUGGCAGGAACAGUCAGCCUGCAUUGUCAUGGUAACCAACCUGGUGGAGGUUGGAAGGGUCAAGUGCUACAAGUAUUGGCCAGAUGACGCAGAGGUGUACGGAGACUUCAAGGUGACAUUUGUGGAGGUUGAACCUCUUGCUGAAUACGUGGUUCGCACAUUUACACUGGAGAGGCGUGGUUUCAACGAGGUGCGGGAAGUCAAGCAGUUCCACUUCACAGGCUGGCCUGAUCACGGAGUUCCAUAUCAUGCUACGGGACUACUUUCCUUCAUCCGCAGAGUCAAGAUCUCCAAUCCACCCUCUGCUGGGCCGAUUGUGGUCCACUGCAGUGCCGGAGCAGGGCGCACAGGCUGUUUCAUAGUCAUUGACAUCAUGCUGGACAUGGCUGAGAGAGAAGGAGUGGUCGACAUCUACAACUGUGUGAAAGCUCUUCGCUCUAGGAGGAUCAACAUGGUACAGACUGAGGAGCAGUACAUAUUCAUCCAUGAUGCAAUUCUAGAGGCUUGUCUAUGUGGAGAAACAGCCAUACCAGUCUGCGAGUUCAAAGCUGCUUUUUAUGAGCUGAUCCGCAUCGACUCGCAGACCAACUCGUCACAUCUGAAGGACGAGUUCCAGACGUUAAACUCGGUGACUCCUCAGCCUCAGCCUGAAGACUGCAGCAUUGCAUUGUUGCCUAGGAACCAAGAUAAGAACCGCUUUAUGGACGGCCUUCCUCCUGACAGAUGCCUUCCCUUCCUCAUCACAAUAGACGGAGAAAGCAGCAACUACAUCAACGCUGCUCUGAUGGAUAGCUACAGACAGCCUGCUGCGUUCAUCGUUACCCAGCAUCCUUUGCCUAACACUGUCAAAGACUUCUGGCGUCUGGUUUACGACUAUGGAUGUACCAGCUUGGUGAUGCUGAAUGAGAUUGACCUGGCUCAGGGUUGUCCUCAGUACUGGCCAGAGGAGGGCAUGCUGCGUUACGGUCCGGUCCAGGUGGAAUGUAUGUCCUGCUCAAUGGACUGUGAUGUCAUCAGUAGACUCUUCAGAGUCUGCAACCUCACCAGGCCUCAGGAAGGCUACCUGAUGGUUCGUCAGUUCCAGUACCUGGGGUGGGCGGGACACAGAGAAGUGCCUGCCUCCAAACGCUCCUUCCUCAAACUGAUCCUGCAGGUGGACCAGUGGCAGCGUGAGGGAGAGGAGGGAGAGGGAAGAACCAUCGUGCACUGCCUAAACGGAGGUGGGCGCUGUGGAGUUCUAUGUGCCAGCAGCAUUGUGUGUGAGAUGGCCAAGAGACAGAGUGUGGUCGAUGUCUUCCACGCCGUGAAGACCUUGAGGAACAGCAAACCCAACAUGGUGGAUACUCCGGAACAGUAUCGAUUCUGCUACGACCUGGCACUGGAGUUCAUCGAGUCCUCCUAAACAAAGGAGAGAAGAGGAGGAGGAGGAGGUGAAGAAGAGCAGAACAUCUUUUCACUUCCCGCGUGUUUGAUCCUUCGCUUUCGCUUGGUCCCGACUCCCCUCUGUGGUGGCCGUUCUGUAGCACCCAUUUUGCGUCCCUACAAAUGGCACAAGCGAAACCGGCCCCUUGUACCGUGUUGUAAAGUAUCAUGACAAAGGGAAACAUUCAGACUUUAACCAGAAGGAGCUGCUGGGAGUGCAACAGAGGGGGAGGUGAUACUCCUUUUACUCCUUUACGCUUAUUGUACAGCUUUUUGAGUGCCAGCGGGGCCCCUGUAUGUGCCGGGCCCCGUUUAAAUGUUACGCCUCCUCACACAUGGACUUGAUGCCUCAUGCUGUUUCAGCUGCAGUACUCCAUGUGCACUGUAGAUGUCUCCCUCCCACCUGGCAAGCUGCAGCCACAGCUUCUGAAGAACUGCAAGUCUCAAGUGGCCCCACAUUCCUGCUCUCAUGCUGAUUCCUGAGUUACUUUACAGCGUUGGGCAUCUCAUCACGGUGAUGUUUGAAUAUCUGCAGCCGACAAACUUCAAGUUACAGCCCGGCCAAACUCUGUGAAUGCUUCUGUUUUCUACUCCAUGCAUCAGCAGCAUCUCCAUCUUAUGUUUCUGCUCAUUCCAGUCAGAACAUUAUUAUGUAUUUAAGUACUAAACAGGCCACUCUGAACCCGUUUCUCAUUGGUUACACACAAUAGACAUAGAAAACACCCUAACUGUCAGUGUACGUUUGCUAAUUAGAUGAAGUAGAGUCUUAGAAAGGAGACUGACAAUGAGACAAAAGCAGAGAGUUUACACGGGGAGUACUAGGCUUUUAGUUUUUUAUUUUUGAAAUCAUGAAGUGGCAACUUGAAAAAUGUUAAGUGUAGGAUUUUCACUUAGACGUAUACGUUCAAAAAAGUGUGAUAUGUAUCAUUGUUUGUUUUCUGCAGUCGCUGCAGAGUUAAUUUGUUGCAUCGUUUGUUGAUCUACGGCAGUGGUUCCCAACUGGUCCAGAUUUCUCCUUGGUCAGUAGCUUGAGGUCCCACAUUCAGCGUCAGACUUGGCUUUGGCCUGACGUUGGGCUAGUUUGCUGCCUCUGUUGAGUCACUCACUCUACAGCAGGAAACGGCAUUUCAAAAUAAAAGCUCCGUGCUGGAAGUUUACUGUACUUACAAAAUUGACAUGGUCAUGAGACACAUGCGGUCCAUUUAAAAUGGGCCCGCAACCCACCAGCUGGGAACCACUGAUCAGCAGGACAGAAGUUUGAAGUCUUCUUUGUAACCCAAAUCAGAGAAAUUAAAACACUUUAAAAAGUAACUAAACCCCUAAACCACCUUUUUCAGCUGAGACCCAACGUACAUGGGUUUUUUCGUAGUGUUGUUGAUGGAUUCAGGUCCAAAUUAAUUCUGCUAUCGACUGAGCGUGUCCUGGCCGCCUCUCCCAGCCCCCCACUUUGUCACGUUUCAGCCAACACUCUGGGGUUUAGCUACUCUUUAAGACUUUGUUCACCUGUGUGACAUUAACAUAAUCAUGUUUGUUUCAGGGCUGGGCCCAAUGCACUUUCAAUUCAGCCAACUCACAAAUGGGAUCAUUUAUGUCCAAACUCCAACAGAUUUUGGCGUAUUUACUCGUAGAGAAGACUGACAAUAACCGCUCACAGUUUUCCAUUUCUGGUUUGAAUGGAAUUGGAAGUGACCUGACCCCAGGCCUGGUUCGUCUCGUGCACUGGCGGCCAACACUUUUUAUUAUGAUUUUGUAGCUGAUGUUUCUUCAUAAGCCAAAGACUUUGUGUAAAUAUGUCUAUAUGGAUAAAGCACAUUGUUUGUAUUUAUUGUUUGUUUACUUGCAUUGCUUGUAAGAACAAUCAUUCUUCAUUCCAUGUUUACUCUACCAGCCAGCGCUUCUUAAACUGCGGGUCGGGGGGCGCAGAAUGGGCUGCGAGUCUGUUUCCUCCGGAGCAUUGAGAGUGUUAGUGUGAUUUAAUGAGCCCAUAAUGGGUCCCGAGGUGAGAGGCGUCGUCUGCUCAAUUUGGGCCCGUGAAGAAGAGUUUAAGAAGCCCUGAUCCACGCUGUAUAUUAAAGCAUUAGAAGUAGUUUUUCAGUAUUUAGGUGGAACUCAGUAGUAUUGUCUUGUUUUCACUUAAUGAAACUCUCUGUGAUGUUACCGUGGUUUCUUUGUGUAAAAGCCCAUCGCUCUGUUUGUGGUCAGUAGAACAUGAGUGCAUUUAUAUGCACAGAGUAUUUUGGAUAAUAGCUCCUAUCCCUCUUAAGGUCUUCGUCGGGAUAAGCUGUUUAUCUUCAUCCUCAUAUCCUGCUCACCAUUAUCCCUGAAUACACACAGACUCGGUGAUGCAAACAGGCUUAGUGAGUGAAACAUGCAGGACUGUGAAAACAACAACAAAAAAAACAUUUAUUGUGCCUAAUCAUUUGAAUUUCCUCGUGGAUACAAGCAUUUUGACAGCAUCUUAGAUCGCUACCAGGGCUUUCUUGAAUGCGUUCUCAUGGACGAUCAGUGUUUUGAACACCUUUUCGGACCAUGACUCGGCGUGUUUUAUUAAUCAGAGUGCUUCAUGAAUUCUUUGUGAGGCUUUACCGGACGUGUUUCUGUUGUGCACAAACUGAUUCAGAAAAAAAAUUAUUGUAAAUAUAAUGUCAGAGGUUCCACUCAGUUGGGACGAGAGUAGCCCGGCUCUACUGUUAAAGGAUGUUAUUGUAAAUAGGCUCUCAUGAGGAACUCUAAGAGGCUCUACUGUUGGGCGAACAGUAGAGACGAUGGAUGCAAUGUCAGAACAUUUGUUCUGUUGUAGAUAUAAAGUCAGAGAUUGUACUCCUGGAGGACUCAGCUUCAAAUUUUGACAGAUAUUGUUUAAAAAAAAAAAAGCAUUAUAGUGUCCGCUGAAUAUACAGAACUUUAUUCUGCCGGCGGACCAUCGAUUUUCAGUUUAUUUCUGCAGAUUUUUGGUCUGACCCAAAGAAAUACGAGAAAACCCAGAGGCCAUAACCCUACGUUAACACAGCCAGUGGGAUGAAACUGAUGGCCGUCUCUAUAGCAUGCAGAGAGAGGAAUGAUUGACGAAUGUUUGAACAGUAGGUCAGUCGUCUUAACUUCACACUUAAAGGGAAAACUAAGGAGCUAAUCCUGUUACGAUGCCCAAAUUCCUCCUUAAUAAAUCUGAAGUGCAGGCCCUGAGGAGUGGUGAGUGAAGCAGGCGUCUGGACGAGAGGCCAGUCUGAGUAUAGAAUUGAUAUUCAUGGUUCAUAAUUAUUCUUGUCUGUAAUGUUUGGCUUCUUUGCUGUAAUAAAGACCACUUCUUUAAUUAAAA
Molecule: messenger RNA, 8020 nt
Organism: Epinephelus moara (kelp grouper)
Lineage: Eukaryota; Metazoa; Chordata; Actinopteri; Perciformes; Serranidae
Gene: ptprk
Product: protein tyrosine phosphatase receptor type K
Exons: 39
Coding region: 236-4684 (1482 amino acids)
Biological process (GO): protein dephosphorylation
Cellular component (GO): membrane
Molecular function (GO): protein binding; protein tyrosine phosphatase activity
Source: RefSeq, a predicted model, not a curated record